Molecule: messenger RNA, 1812 nt
Organism: Arabidopsis arenosa
Lineage: Eukaryota; Viridiplantae; Streptophyta; Magnoliopsida; Brassicales; Brassicaceae
Source: the annotation of a GenBank genome assembly
GAUUUCAAUUGAUUUGUUUUCUAUUGGUUUGGAGUUGCAACAGCAAUUGAACCGAGCUGGUCUUCUUUACUUCGAUUUUUGCCCAAUCUUUGUCUCUAUCAACGACAAUGAAACGAUGUUUGAGAAAUGGAAGUGGUGUGAAUGAGGACAGGAUCAGUGACUUGCCUGAAGCUCUCCUUCUGCAGAUACUGUCUUUACUUCCAGUAAAAGAUGUUGUUUCCACUAGUGUUUUGUCUAAACCAUGGAGGAAACGCAUCCCACCAUCUAAUUCACCAAUUCUCCGUCCCCAUUAUGGGACCCUUAAAGAUCUUCUUAACGAGAUGGAUCACUCGAGGAAUCACUUGGCUGACAUCCUGUCUGUCUUAAACCUUGGUGAGUGUGACAAGGCUUCAUAUCUUGACAUAGUAGAUUGGCCAGAGUCAGGAGGAAAAUCAGUUAAUAAGUUGAGCAUGAACGAAUUGGAGGCGGAGCUUAGGAAACAUAAGUUGGAAGAGAAAGGAAAUCGAUCAGAUAUGGCAUUGCGUUUAGCUUUAUACAUUCGGAAGACUGAAAAUGGGUUCGUGGGGUUGCAGAAAUGGCGUAACUUGAGAGUUUCAUUGCAAAAUGGAUCUUCUUUUUCCAAUUCGUUUUCUUCUGCUAGUGCUGCUGAUGUGAGCCCUAAAGAUGGUGGAAAAGGGGAAACCUUUAAAGCUUCGUCAUUCCUUGAUUCACUGCGUAAAGUCAAUGCUGAUUCGGUUCUGGAUCUUCUUAGAAGUUAUGGGUUCACAGAUUCUCAGAUCUCCAGCAUCAUUAGGAGUGAUCCACAAGUGCUUAUAGCCAAUACUGCGACAUCCCUUGGUUCAAAGCUUGAGUUUUUGCAGGCCAGAGGAGCUUCAAGCUCUGAGCUCACUGAGAUUGUUUCUACAGUUCCUAAAAGCUUGGGGAAGAGAGAGGGCAAAGCUAUCAGCAGAUACUAUGAUUUCGUCAAAGUCAUUAUAGAAGCAGAUAAGAGUUCCAAGUAUGUAAAGUUAUCUCAUUCUUUAUCACAGGGUAACAAGAUCAGAAAUGUUUUGGUUUUGAGAGAAUUGGGUGUGCCUCAAAAGCGGUUGUUACCUUUGCUCAUCUCCAAAGCGCAGCCCGUGUGUGGAAAAGAAAAAUUUGAUGCAUCACUCAAGAAGGUCGUUGAGAUGGGUUUUGAUCCAACCACCUCAACGUUUGUGCACGCUUUGCAUAUGCUUUACCAAAUGAGCGACAAAACGAUUGAAGAAAAAGUUGAAUUCUAUACAAGUGUAGGUUUCACUGUGGAUGAUGUAUGGGCAAUGGUCAAGAAGUGGCCACGCUCUCUGACACACUCGGAGAAGAAGGUAGCCAACUCCAUUGAAACAUUUCUUGGUCUAGGAUUCAGCAGAGAUGAGUUUUUAAUGAUGGUCAAGCGGUUUCCUCAAUGCAUUGGAUUUUCGACACAGUUAGUGAAGAAGAAGACUGAGUAUCUGGUGAAGGCUGUGGCUUCAAUCCCUCAAGUAGUUGGAUACAGCCUAGAGAAGAGGACUGUCCCAAGGUGUUUAGAUUCAUUAGUGAAUCUUGAUGCUUCACUGUGGGAAGUAGAAAAUAGCUUUUGUGUAUGAGUGUCUGAACCUUUUAUCCUGAAGGAUGAUGAAUCAGUCUUGUAUGAAAAAAUCUUUACAAUUAGGAGGAUAUUGUUCACUCAAUUUUGUUCCUCUAAAUUAUAUAUCUUUGUUCCUCUUGUUAAUAUGAAUUGUGGUAAAGAUCUUUCUGAUGUUCUUUGUUGUGUUUUGAGAAUUAAACAGAGCAUAAGAAAUAAUUCAUUUUACU